AUGGGAGAUGCUUGGGAUCGGAGAAAAUGCCUCGAGCUCGUCCAGAGCGUCCAAACCCUCGCAGCUGCCAAGGAUCUACACGCAGCCAUUGUGAAUUGCAGGGAUUUCUCUUCCAGCCGCGAUAUCUUCUUCUCCAACAAGCUCAUCGAAAUGUAUGGGCGGUGUGGGAGCGUCCUCCACGCGCAACAAGCCUUCGAUCGAAUCGCCGCCAAGGAUAACUUCUCGUGGGUGUUGCUGCUACACGCGUACUCCCGCAAUGGCUACUUGAGAGAGGCCAAAUCCACCUUUGACGCGAUGCCCCAGCCCAACAUGGUGGCCUGGAACGCGAUGCUUGCGGCAUUUGCCAAGAACGGGCAAUUGCAGGGAGCGAGACAAAUCUUUGACACAAUGCCAGCGAGAAAUCUCGUCUCGUGGGUCACAAUGCUUGAUCUGUAUGCACGAAACCACCUAGCUGGCGAUGCAACUUGGUUUUUUGAUAACAUGCCUGACAAAGAUCUUGUAUCAUGGAACGCUAUAUUGUCCGCAAAUGCCCGUUGUGGGUGUUUAGAGAAAUCUAAAUCUCUCUUUGAAACUAUGCCGCUAAGAAAUGUAAUUUCGUGGACGAACUUGCUAGUUGCUUAUGGCCAAAAGCAUUUAGUUUUAGAGUCUAGGAGAGUCUUUGAUUUAAUGCCUGAAAGAGACCAAGUUGCAUUAACAUCACUGCUCGCAGUGUAUGCCCAGGCUGGGCAUAUUGAAGAAACGCGGCUGGUUUUUGAUGGAAUCCAGCACCAAGACAUGGCGUCGUGUUCUACCAUGCUGGGGGCGUAUGCCCAAAACGGGCACCUUGACGAAGCCAAGAAGAUUUUUGAUAACAUGCCAGUUUGUGAUCUCGUCUCUUGGAACUGCCUUGCCAGUGCUUAUGUGUGGAAUGGGGAUUUGGAGUCGACGAAGCAAGUCUUUGAUGUUAUGCCGGAGAAGAAUGUGUUCUCCUGGACGAUCAUUCUCGCUGCUCAAGCACAGAGAGGCCAUCUUGGAGACGCUGCAAAAACUUUUAGAGGAAUGCCACAGCGAGAUUCCAUCUCAUGGAGUGCUAUGCUCGCUGCCUACACGCAAAAUGGAAAGCCAGAGAUUGCCGAGGAGAUUUUCCACGAGCUCAAGAUGGUUUACUCCCCGGAUCAUGUAUCUUUCGUCUCUGGAAUGAUAGCUUGUGCGCAUCAAGGCAAAGUUUACCAAGGACGAUGCCACUUUGUGUCCAUGGUCGAAGAUUUUGGCCUCCCUCCACUCAAGCAGCACUACUCGUGUGUGAUUGACUUGCUUGGAAAGGCGGGAUACUUGGAGUUUGCUCACGAGCUCAUGAGUUGUAUGCCUUUUGUGCCGGAAGCCGUGGACUGGCUCUCCUUCCUGGGCUCGUGUCGAAGUUACAAAGCUCUUGGCUAUGGCGCUUUUGUCGCAGGCAGUGCUCUUGACUCUGGAGCCGUGAAGGACUCGUCAGGUUAUGUCCUUCUUGCAAGUCUCUUCUGCAUGGAGAAGAAGUGUGUCGGCUUUCCGGCACAUAGAGAUGAGCUCAAACUUCCACCCCGACCGAAAAGAUCGACCACGCAGCUAAAGUAUGAUCGUUCUAGCUCUCCUCAGUUGAUGUUUGUGAUUAACCACGAGAACUUAAACAUGGACUUGCUGCAAGCUGGACGAUCCUGCGAAUCCGAUAGACCAUCGCUGAUUGCUCUAAAUCGACGCCAGGAACACGGAGUCCAUCUCUCCAAGCUAAUCGAAAUGUAUGGCAAGUGUGGAAGCACGAGGUACGCGAAGGGGAUUUUCAACGCCAUUGCCAGCCGAGGAGCAAGUGCUGUCCUGGUGCGCUCGGCUUUCUGCAAGAACAGACGAAACGAGGUGGCUAGGAAUGAGCUCGUCGACUCAUCGCCUGGAAUACCAUGCUCGGGGAAUAAAGCCAAAUUGGAGCUUGAGUCCAUGUAUACCUUGCCAAUGUUCCUCUCCGAUCUGAGCAAGGAUCGGCUGCCUUCGUUUGUGAAGGCAGUGAUGUCAAACUCAGGGACUAAUGAGGAAAUGAAAGAUGUUAUGCUAAAGUCGGGCGUCAAGGAUCCCGCUCUAGAACACUGGAUCCCUGCUAUGCAGCUGCAUUUGCUCUAUGUAAGUCCACAAAAUCGAGGGCACUGGCCUGCUGCGUUUUGGACAGUGGAACCAUUAUUAUAG
This is a messenger RNA of Selaginella moellendorffii, 2187 nucleotides long. RefSeq names its product pentatricopeptide repeat-containing protein At4g02750. The coding region runs from base 1 to 2187 and encodes 728 amino acids. The record is from RefSeq and is a predicted model, not a curated record. NCBI's taxonomy places the organism in Eukaryota, Viridiplantae, Streptophyta, Lycopodiopsida, Selaginellales, Selaginellaceae. The transcript is spliced from 4 exons. Gene Ontology annotation, molecular function: protein binding.